AUGAAAUCAACACACGAGAAUAUCAACAGUUUAAGUGAUUCAGGCAAGAAUGACUGUAUUAAUAACAAGGGAAUGAAUCAAUAUAAUAACCUGAACAGAGCACAACACAUGAGAAACGUGCAAAAUAUACGAAACGAAAAUUCGAGCAAUGUAUAUAGCUAUCGAAUGAAUGCGAAAAAUAAAAGUGGAAGAGAAGAAAAGGAUGUAGAAAAUAUAGGAGAUCAGAGAAUUGGAGGAGUAAAAGUAUCAAAGUAUGAUGAUUCGUAUGAUUCAAUAUAUACAAAAAGAGAUGUGUGUAAUUUGGGGAAAUUAAAUAAUGAGAAAUCAAACAUGAAUAGUAAUACUACAUCUGACAAUUAUAAGGACGACGAUUCAAGUGCUAUAAAUGCCGAAAUGGAUACGCCGAAGUCACAUAAUAUGUAUAUAAAAAAAUUAAACUCCACGUUAUCCACUAUGAAUAUUGAAGGGAAUAAUGAUAAUUAUAAAGGAACAGAAUUGAUGCAGUUACAAAAUGGGGAUACAGAAAUGGAACAUUUUAAUUAUAAUUACAUAAAUAAAAGAAUAAUCAAAAAGAAAAUUAACAGGUUAGAUGACAGGAUUAAUAAUCAUUUGAGCAAUAAGCAAUUUUGUAACGAACAAAGUGAUAAUAAAGAACCAUUUGAUAAUUCUUUUUAUCUAUCGGAUAAUUCAGAAGAAUUAAGCACAGAUGAAAAGAAUAUCUCUUUUAUUAAAAAACUGAAAAUGUGUUUUAAUUAUUUUGGACCAGGUUGGAUAGUAGCAAUAGCUUAUCUGGAUCCAGGGAAUUUAUGCAGUAAUUUAAAUGUAGGAUUAAUAAGAUCAUCAGAUGAUAAUAUGAAUAAUGAUAUGGUAAAAGAUUAUACAGGCUAUCAUUUAUUAUGGAUUUUAGCAUAUGGUCAUAUUCUUGGUUUUAUAUUUCAAGUAUUAUCAAUGAAACUAGGACAUGUAACUGGAUUAGAUUUAGCAUCUAUCUGCUACAAAGAAUUUGAUAAAAAAUAUUCGUACAUUUUGUAUAUCUGUGUUCAGAUAGCUAUAUGGGGUGCGCAUAUACAAGCAAUUGUAGGGACUUUUGUAGCUAUACAUUUAAUUUUUGGAAUAUCUGUCAAAGUUGCGAUUUUAUAUACUUUGGUAGAAGCAUUAAUAUAUAGCUUUUUAGAAAAUAAGAGUCUUAGUCUUUUAGAAAAUGUGUUAAGUUUACUUAUUGGAUUAUUAGCCCUUUGUUUUAUUGUGAAUGUUUUUAUGAUUCCUAUUAAUUACAAAGAAGUAGCUUACAGUAUUAUAUAUCCAAGAAUACCAGCGGGGAAAGGAUUUGAUGCUAUGGGAUUGUUAGGGAGUAUCAUAUCAGCACAUGUAUUUUAUUUACAUACAAAUUUAACUUCAAAAAAGAAAUCAGUAAUAUUUAAUGAUAGAAUGUUAAAGAGAUAUAACACGUUAGGAACUGUGGAAUCUGCUUGUUCUUUGUUUCUAUCAUGUGUUACAAAUUGUAUUAUUGUACUAACCUUUGCAGAGGUUAAUAUAAAUGCAAAUGACAGAAGAGAUGCAUAUAAUCUUUUUACAGCAUAUGAAGUUAUGAAAAAGUCAUUUGGUAAAAUAUCUAUGUAUAUAUGGUCAUUUGGUUUGCUAAGUAGUGGUAAUAAUUCAAGUUUUAUGUGUGAAUAUGCGUCGAAAUCUGUAGUGGAAGGAUUUUUAAAUAAACAAAUUAAUACCUUUUUACGAGUACUAUCAUUCCGAUUUUUUCUUUUUUCAAUUAUGUAUUUAUUCUUAUUAUAUGAUAAAUAUAGCAUUGAUCAGUUAACAAAUUUUAUUAAUGUUAUCCAAAUCCUUCUCUUACCGUUGGCGAUUGUCCCGCUAUACCGAUUUAGUAUUCAUAAAAAUGUUUUAGGAAAAUUUGCCUUAACAAAGUUUUCAAAAUUUUUUGUUUUCGUUAUUGUUAUUUCGAUAAUAAUUGCAAACCUUAUGUUAACAGUUUUUGAUUUCAUCCAAAAAGCGCCAAGCAUAUAUACUGUUUGUUUUUCCAUCAUUUUUUCACUGCUUUAUUUAUCGUUCAUUUACUUUUUUUUUAAAUUACCAAUUACCAAGACCUACUGUCGUCAGUUUUAA
This is a messenger RNA of Plasmodium gonderi, 2118 nucleotides long. RefSeq names its product metal transporter. Gene Ontology annotation, biological process: metal ion transport. Gene Ontology annotation, molecular function: manganese ion transmembrane transporter activity; cadmium ion transmembrane transporter activity. The transcript has a single exon. The record is from RefSeq and is a predicted model, not a curated record. Gene Ontology annotation, cellular component: membrane. The coding region runs from base 1 to 2118 and encodes 705 amino acids. NCBI's taxonomy places the organism in Eukaryota, Apicomplexa, Aconoidasida, Haemosporida, Plasmodiidae.